Drosophila eugracilis is the source of this 708-nucleotide messenger RNA. RefSeq names its product larval cuticle protein A2B (gene Cpr30F). The transcript has 3 exons. Gene Ontology annotation, cellular component: extracellular matrix. Lineage: Eukaryota; Metazoa; Arthropoda; Insecta; Diptera; Drosophilidae. The record is from RefSeq and is a predicted model, not a curated record. Bases 1 to 609 code for a protein of 202 amino acids.
AUGUCAGCCAACUUGUCUGGUGGUGGGGCAGGGCCAGAGAGCAGUGCUUUUGACUAUAAAAGUUGCGAUCGCAACACUUGGAGACAUAGUUCAGUGCAGGAGCCGCAGCAGCCACCAAGUCAGCAAAUCUACCAAAUCCCAAGACAAGUCCAAGCCAAAAUGUUCGCUCUUGUCUCACUUUUUAUCCUGGGUGUUGGAGCCGUCGCUGCCAUUGAGUUGCCGAUUAGCCCCAUUUACCACUCGCCAGCGGCCAUUGUGAAGCCACUGCUGAAGACCGUCGAAGUGGAGGCACCUGCCCAUUACGACUUCGCCUAUUCUGUGCACGACGAACACACCGGUGACAUCAAGAGCCAGACGGAAUCCAGGAAGGGCGAUCAGGUCCAGGGUCAGUACACACUGAUCGAUGCUGAUGGAUACCUGCGUACUGUGGACUACACCUCAGAUGCCCACAAUGGCUUCAAUGCCGUGGUUCGUCGUGAUCCUCUGGGCCAAAAGGUGAUUAAGGCUGCGCCAAUUGCCAAGCUCCUGGCUCCCGCACCAUUGCCCCUGGCUUAUGCGGCACCCAAGCUCCUCGCUCCCGCUAAACUUCCUCUCGGCAUUUACCAUUAAGAUUUGGGAAGGAUUGAUCGAGAGAGAUAGCAAACACUGACUUCAUCGCAUCGACGACGACCCAUCCGCAUCCGCAUCUGUAUCUGAACUAUUGUUUAA